AACAUAACAACCUCAAGACCACUAGAGCUAGUCUGUAUGGACUUUCUCAGUCUGGAACCAGACAGCAGAAAUACCAGAGACAUACUUGUAAUGACUGAUCAUUUUACAAAGUUUGCAAUCGCCCUGCCAACUCCAAACCAGAAAGCAAAAACGGUAGCCAAGUGUCUAUGGGACCAUUUUAUCGUCCACUAUGGCAUACCAGAACGCCUUCAUAGCGAUCAAGGUCCCGACUUUGAAUCAAAGUUGAUAAAGGAGUUAUGUGAGAUCUCAGGAAUCAGGAAAACAAGAACAACCCCUUACCACCCACGGGGUAAUCCUGUCGAAAGAUUCAAUAGGACCUUGCUCAGUAUGUUAGGAACACUUGACAACGAACAGAAAUAUCACUGGAAAGACUAUGUUAUGCCCUUAGUGCAUGCAUAUAACUGCACGCGCAGUGAUGUAACAGGGUUCACACCCUAUGAACUAAUGUUUGGUAGAAAGCCCAGACUACCAGUCGAUCUUGCCUAUGGACUUCCUUUGAACAAAGAUCAGAAAGUGUCUCAUUCCCAAUAUGUGCAAAAUCUCAAAUCUCGGCUAGAGGAAAGCUAUAAGCUAGCAUCAAGAAACGCACAAAAGGUUGCAGACAAGAACAAGGCCAGAUUUGAUCACAGAGUCACAGUUUCUAACCUUGAACCCGGAGAUAGGGUUUUGGUUCGGAACGUGCGACUACGUGGCAAGAAUAAACUUGCAGAUAAAUGGGAGGCAGAUAUACAUGUUGUGGUCAGACGUGCAGGAGACCUACCAGUUUAUGUUGUGAAACCAGAGUCAAAAGAAGGUCCCUCUCGCACACUACACAGAGAUCUCUUGCUCCCAUGUGGUUUCCUUCCUGUAGCAAUUGAGGAGAUACGUGAGCCCAAAUCUAUUCGUCGACCUCGGACUCGUCAAACUGCCAAUACAGAGGAUACUGAACUCGAGGAAUCUAAUGAAACCGACCAUGAGUUUUUCAUCCCAUGGGUUGAGGAAUCCCCAUGUCAAAGGAUCACUCGAUUUACCACAGUACAUGAGUAUUCCAAACCGUCACCGAACAUGGACAUCUUACCUGAACCUUCUGCUGGACAGGAUGGAUCAGAGGAAAAUAUUGAACCUGAAGAACUUGAAGAUCACUCGCUUUCAGACAACUUACCAGAUGAAGAAGAUCCUGGAACUGAGUGUGGCAAUCUGCCAAGCCCUAAUGAAUCUGUGGAUGAGGAACCAGGUACCUUACCUGAUAAAUCUCCUGAGGAGGCAGGAAAGGAACUAAGAGACCAUCCCAAAAACUUACCUGAAGGAUUACAAAGUGAUGAUCCUAUUACAACUCAACCUUUGAGGAGGUCAGAGCGAAACAGACAACCACCCAGAAGACUUGACUAUCAGGAUUUGGGAAAUCCUCUAGUGACUGUUGUGAAAUCUUUGUUUCAGGGAUUGAGUACAGCUUUUACAAACUCCCUGAAUGACAGAAAUGGACACUAUGGAAUAUACAUGCAACGAGACGUGCAUGAUAUUCAACAGGGGAGGGUGUAACCCGGUAGAGAAAAGUGCUCUAUUUCUCUUCUUUUAUUUGUUUUAUGUAUACAUUUUAUUUUGAAAAACAUUUUAUUUUGAAAAGAGGAAGUGUUGAUCCUCUCUCUUUGAGUUUACAUCCUGUUUGACGGUCGUUGCUAAUGAUCGUGCUGCGUGAGCGAGGUUUUCACCCACACGUUGCUGACCGAGCAUCGUAGAAACUUUCCAGUCUCUGAGCACGAAGCAGAGAGGCUGCACGACGAUUCCUCUGUUGUGUUCUACUUAUACACCAUCUUGGCUAGGUUUCUAAUGCUGAUUUAGAGACCAUCUGGUUGGACUGAAUGGAUUUCUCCUUGAUUGGAGAUGGCGAGCCUGAGCCCGGAACUGGAUUCCUGAACGGAGAACCACAUUCGUUUCUUCAGCACUGAUUCAUCUUGUGGUAACUACUCACCACAAGAUCUGGAACACUAUUUGACUGAAAAGAAAAAAAACUGAAUGGUACCAGACGACUAAAACAAAGACAGACUCUGACUAAACAAACUAUGGGUACUAAUGGGAACAUGAACCAACCUGAUGUGGACUUUUGAAUACCAGUUUGUGAAGUUGAAUUCUUGUUUAUGCUUUUGUUCCAUGUUUAAAAUAUACUAAUUGUCUAACUCAUUUCCUGGCUCCAGCUAUUUCCUUGCGUAUCACUCCUAGCUUACAAUACCUCAUCCGAACCUAGAUGCUGGUCUGUUACUCUUACAUACUUAG
Molecule: messenger RNA, 2271 nt
Organism: Archocentrus centrarchus (flier cichlid)
Lineage: Eukaryota; Metazoa; Chordata; Actinopteri; Cichliformes; Cichlidae
Exons: 2
Coding region: 37-1539 (500 amino acids)
Biological process (GO): DNA integration
Molecular function (GO): nucleic acid binding
Source: RefSeq, a predicted model, not a curated record